GGUGCUUGGUCACGGACGAGGAACUACUGCCAGAACUACGAGACGAGCAUCUUGUGUUGACCAGAAAAGCCCUUACGAGCUUAAUCUAUCUCCCUUGCGGUUUAUUACGAUCCUUGAGUGUCUGCUUCUUGAUGUUUAUGCUUCUACAUGUUUGAAAAAUCAGACUUAGUGAAGAGUGUUUUAUAAUUUCGAUCUCAGUGUUCGUAAACUACAAAAAGCAUGGAUUGUUCUUUUUCUAAAGAUUGCACUGUUUCUCAAUAUUAUUCAGAACCUGGAACAUUCAAUAAUGAAUCUUUUGUUCUUCCACCUACACCUCCAGCAUCACACAGUCCAUCUAUUUUAUUUUCCAAUUCACUAGAAUCUUGUUGGAACCAAAGGCAGUCAAAUUACAAUGAUAGUAACCAAGCACGAUGGGACUAUUCUACGAGUAAUAAUGUAUUUAAUAGCUCAGAAAUAAUAUCUAUUGAUAGAUUACCUAGAACUUCAUCGCACUCGUUUCUUGGGACAAAUGUUUCUUAUUUUCAAGGAUCAUUAUCAGUAUCAACAACUGAGCAAAAUUACGAUUACCAAGAGUUUCCAAACGGUACUCAGAUGUUCGAUGACUUGGAGUUAACUGAACGCAUCGAGGAAGACUUGAUGGUCGAGUCUUCAACAUCCGAAUACGAUUCCGGAAAAAAAAAUAAUAAACGGGUUACUGUAAAGGUAAGGAAGGAGAGAACUGCAUUCACAAAGCAACAAGUUCGACAUCUUGAGCUUGAGUUUACGCAUAGUAAUUAUUUAACGAGACUUAGAAGGUACGAAAUUGCUGUUGCUUUAAACUUGACUGAACGUCAGGUAAAAGUUUGGUUUCAAAACAGAAGAAUGAAAUGGAAACGUACCAAAAAUAUUUCUACAACUCUGGAAGCAAAUGUAGGACUUAGAGACGCAUCUGAUGAUUAAUUUUAUUAUUUAGACAAUAUUCAUGAGUUUG
Molecule: messenger RNA, 970 nt
Organism: Chelonus insularis
Lineage: Eukaryota; Metazoa; Arthropoda; Insecta; Hymenoptera; Braconidae
Gene: btn
Product: buttonless
Exons: 5
Coding region: 220-939 (239 amino acids)
Biological process (GO): positive regulation of transcription by RNA polymerase II
Cellular component (GO): nucleus
Molecular function (GO): DNA-binding transcription factor activity, RNA polymerase II-specific; RNA polymerase II cis-regulatory region sequence-specific DNA binding
Source: RefSeq, a predicted model, not a curated record